AAUGAUGAUCAAUACAUAAGAUGAUAAAUAAAUUACUAUUCCUGUCCCAAUUUUAUAGAAGUUUAGUAAAACUUAUUCUCAAAUUCAAGGUAAUAACUAAAUUCAUUAUCUUAGAAAACUCUAGAAACAAGACUAUUUUGAAUUUAAAAGUAGAAAGUGUAAUUGUUAAUAAAGUCAUUGAAUUUCUCUAAAAAUUAUUAUCCUCUGACAUUUCUGUAAUCCCAAAACCUGUUCCUAAUGGAAAAAUUGAGACUUAUUUGAAUGAGACAGAAUGCAAUUUCUUAAGAUCAAUUACACCUAUUGAAAGACAAUUCAUAUUAAAAUUUGCAGAUGACUUAGGCUUUGAACAUUUAUCUAAUUUAAUGUUAGCAUCAUUUGCUUGUGAAUUUGUAGGCUGUACAACAUAAGAGUUCUUGAAAAAAUGUAAUAUUAUUAAUGUAGAAUAUACACUGGAAUUAGAAAAAGAUAUAUAAAAGUAAUACGAUACAAUAAUCAAAAGAAAUUGA
This is a messenger RNA of Paramecium pentaurelia, 506 nucleotides long. The record is from the annotation of a GenBank genome assembly. NCBI's taxonomy places the organism in Eukaryota, Ciliophora, Oligohymenophorea, Peniculida, Parameciidae.